AUGCAGGAGACAGGAUGCAUCAUAUGGAUUAUUUUCUCCUUGUGGGGAAGAGUUGAGUGUCAUAUGAGGAGUAUGCCUCAUGUUAUGAAGUACAAAACAGUCAUACCUCAGAAACUGGGAUCGCAGAAUGUCCACAACUCAGAAUUAAACCAGCAACUUCUGGACGUAAUGAGGUACUCCUUGUUAAUUGAGGCACAGAACUACACUCUUCACCUUAUGAGAAACAUAGAUCUUGUUGGGGGAAACUUUUCUGUAACACAUUACUCAGAGAAUGGCAUUGAAAUCACAACGUACCCAGACUUCACAAAUCACUGCUAUUAUCAUGGACAUGUGGUGGGAACUGCGGAUUCUUCUGUUAGUGUCAGCCUGUGCUCAGGAAUAAAUGGGUUUGUACGGCUUCAGGACCAGACGUACCUCAUUGAACCUCUGACAAAUUGGGACAAUGGCCCCACAUCAUCCCAGACUGACGAGGGUCUUCAUGCCGUUUACAACUACAAACACCUGAGGACCAAAAGAGGCACAUGUUCCCAUGGAAACACCACCACGUUCUACGAUCAUGGCGGCCAGCCGUCUGGAUUGUUCCAGCUUGGCAGUCUGAAAAGCAGAUCUCAUUCCAAAGGCAAAGGUAUUUCAAAACCAAGGAUUGUGGAACUAGUUGUGGUCAUCGACAACAAGGAGUAUAAAAAGAUUGGAAGUAAGAAGACUGUCGAGGCUCGUGUGCUGGAAGUUGUGAACCAUGUUGAUAAGCUUUAUAGACCCGUGGGUGUUCGUGUGAUGCUUGUAGGGAUGGAUAUCUGGUCUUACAAAGAUCAGAUAGAGGUCAGCACAUCUCCAGAGGUCACACUCAGCCGCUUUUUAGAGUGGCGCCAGCAAAGACUUCUGCCCAGAAUCCAGCAUGAUAACGCACAGUUUAUCACGGGCGUGGAUUUUGAUGGAACCACUGUCGGAUUAGCAAACACAAAUGCAAUGUGUACAUCAAAGUCUGGGGCUGUAAAUGAGGAUCACAACAGUAUCUCCAUCGGGGUGGCCUCAACAGUAGCACACGAGAUGGGUCACAACCUGGGUUUGUCCCACGAUCAUGAAAACUGUCUUUGUGGAUCAUCAACAUCAAAACAGGGCUGCAUCAUGUCUGAAAGUGUGGGUGUUGUUUAUCCAGAGCUGUUUAGUAGCUGCAGUCAACAACAACUUAGCAUGUUUCUGGAAGAGAUCAACCCUGAGUGUCUGCUUAAUAAGCCUUCGACGACUCGCAUAUAUGGAGGACCUGUUUGUGGAAAUGCUUUUCUUGAGGCUGGAGAGGAGUGUGACUGUGGCACUGCAGAGGAAUGUAAUAAUCCCUGCUGUAAUGCCACUACCUGCAAAUUGAAAGCAGGAGCGCAGUGUGCAGACGGAGCAUGCUGCCAUAAUUGCCAACUCAAAGCGACUGGCAGUUUAUGCCGUCCAAAAACAGGAGACUGUGACCUGGCGGAGUACUGCUCUGGACUGUCAGCUUCCUGUCCCACUGACGCCUACACUCAGAAUGGUCUGUCAUGCCAUCAUGGACAGGGUUAUUGCUACAAUGGUCAAUGUCCUUCAAGGAAACAACACUGCAAGAGACUCUGGGGACCAGAUGCUGAAGUAGCUGCCGAUGUCUGUUUCCACCGCAACGGAAAUUGUAAAAAGACUGUCUUUGGUCAGAGAUGUGCCGGCCAAGAUCAAUCAUGUGGCACACUAUUCUGCACUGGAGGCUGGGCAUUUCCAGUGACGUCAAAAAAGUAUUUUCUCAGCAUUGGGAAUAACAUGUGCAAUGAAGCAACGAUGAAUCCUGAAGACAACUACCCUGCUGACAUGGGCUUAAUUCCCACUGGAACAAAAUGUGGAAGCAACAUGGUUUGCUAUAAUCAAAGGUGCCAGGCUAUGAAAUAUAUCAAAGUGUACGGACCUAGUGACUGUUCAGACCAAUGCAAUAACCAUGGCGUGUGUAAUCAUGAGAGGAAGUGUCACUGUGACCCCGGAUGGGCCCCACCUUACUGUGAUGUGCAACAGACUGAGCUGCCUGAAGAGUCUCGUGUGGUCUUGACAGUUUCUUUGGCAGUGGGAGCACUUAUGUUGCUUGUAUUGGUCAUUGGGAGCUUGAUGUGUUGCGUCAAAAAGCACCAACCCAAAAAGAGAUGUAUCCAGUUGACCUCUGGCCAAACAAAUCCUACGUUUCGAUCAGGAAGUGUAAAAAACAGCCACUGUCAAGUGCAGAGAUCCUUCAUUAGUCCUCCAACAUUUGUGGAAUCUUCAUCCUCUCAACUUUCCAAACCUUUGUCCUAUGCUUCAUCUCGAGCAGCAACAACAACAGCAUUUCUACCCACAAGAGCAGCUCCAGAACCACCUAAGAAAGUUUUUAAUGGACCAGAAACAUCACAGUUUUUACAGAUUGUUAAACCUCCACCUAUUUCUACGAAGCCUGUUUAUUCUUGGACCAAACCACUUCCACCAUCCAGACCUCUUCCACCACUAGUUACCACAAAGCCAAAGCCCUCAGUGCCUCUUGUACAGUUGAAGCCCUGUUCACGUGAAUUGCCUCAUACUCAGUUGGUUUCUGGGAGAGUUGGUCUGAUGCCUCCAAACAGGCCCAGAUGA
Molecule: messenger RNA, 2607 nt
Organism: Knipowitschia caucasica
Lineage: Eukaryota; Metazoa; Chordata; Actinopteri; Gobiiformes; Gobiidae
Source: the annotation of a GenBank genome assembly